UCUCAAUCAUUGUGGGCUAGGCUGUCGUGCCCCGGGCUCAAAGUAUGUCACCAAAGUUACAAGAAGGUGACAAAUAUGAUGUAUAUAAAGUGCAACAAAGUCAUACGUUAUUACAGUUCAGUAUUGAUAUCUGUAUCAACAACUACACUUCAAAAUGGUAUCCAAGGUUGUCAUCAUCCUGUCCCUCGCCGUGGCGGCUUACGCCGUGCCCCUUGUCCCCGUCAGCAAGGUGGUGUACGCCGAGCCUGAGGCGCCCGCUCACUACGAGUUCUCAUACUCCGUGCACGAUGACCACAGCGGUGACGUGAAGCAGCAGCAGGAGGCUCGUCAAGGCGACGCCGUCCACGGCUCGUACUCUCUCGUGCAGCCCGACGGUGUGCACCGCAUCGUCGAGUACACCGCCGACAAGGAGCACGGAUUCAACGCCAACGUGCGCUACGAGGGCACCCCCGUCCAAGCUGCACCCGCCAAGAUCGCCUACGCCGCCCCCGUAGCCAAGGUCGCCUACGCCGCUCCCGUUGCCAAAGUAGCCUACGCCCCAAUCGCCUAUGCCGCCCCUGUUGCCAAGGUUGCCUACGCUGCCCCCAUCGCGAAGCUUUAUAUUUUACAGUUCCUGGCUUUCUCCGCCCUCGUGGCCGCCGCCACCGCUGUGGCCGUCCCCGUGGUGCCUGUCGCUAAGCUGGCAUACGCCCAGCCCGAAGCACCCGCUCAGUACGAAUACACAUACUCCGUCCACGACAACCAAAGCGGUGACGUGAAGCAACAGCAGGAGUCUCGCUCCGGCGACGCCGUGCACGGCUCAUACUCUCUAGUGCAGCCUGAUGGUGUCCACCGCAUCGUCGACUACACCGCCGAUGAAGAGCACGGCUUCAACGCUGUCGUCCGUUACGAAGGCACCCCCAUCCCUCAAGCUCCUGCUAAGAUCGCCGUAGCUGCUCCCGUCGCCUACGCUCCCGCUCCUGUCACCAAGAUCGUAAGCGCAGCUCCCGUCGCUAAGGUCACCUACGCCGCCCCCGUCGCCAAGCUCGCCUACGCCGCUCCAGUCGCCAAGCUCGCCUACGCCGCUCCCGUAGCGAAACUCGCGUACGCUGCCCCCGUAGCCAAGGUCGCCUACUCCGCUGCUCCUGCCCAAGUCACCUACGCGCAGGCCCCCGCUCAGGUCACCUACGCUCACGCUCCCGCCCAGGUCACCUACGCUCACGCUCCCGCCCAGGUCACCUACUCCCAGGCUCCCGCCCAGGUCACCUACUCCCAGGCUCCCGCUCAACUCUCUUACCAGCACGCCCCCGUGUACGCCGCGGCUCCCGUCGCCAAGGUUGCGUACGCCGCUGCUCCCGUAGCCAAGGUAGCUUACGCUGAAAACCUUGGUCACGUGACCUUCUCCUCCCCUGCCGUAUCUUACCACCACUAAGUCAUAAGAAGCUAAAUGUUGUUACUUAUUUAUUUUGUUAAAUACAAGAUAGUCAAUUGAA
Messenger RNA from Spodoptera frugiperda (fall armyworm), 1472 nucleotides. RefSeq names its product cuticle protein-like. The record is from RefSeq and is a predicted model, not a curated record. The transcript is spliced from 4 exons. Bases 155 to 1411 code for a protein of 418 amino acids. Gene Ontology annotation, cellular component: extracellular matrix. Lineage: Eukaryota; Metazoa; Arthropoda; Insecta; Lepidoptera; Noctuidae.